This is a messenger RNA of Dioscorea cayenensis subsp. rotundata (Guinea yam), 1173 nucleotides long. RefSeq names its product E3 ubiquitin-protein ligase XBAT33-like. The record is from RefSeq and is a predicted model, not a curated record. Lineage: Eukaryota; Viridiplantae; Streptophyta; Magnoliopsida; Dioscoreales; Dioscoreaceae. Gene Ontology annotation, molecular function: protein binding.
AUGGGGAACUUGUUGGAGUGCUCGGCCUCCGGGGAGAGGUUGGUGUCGGCGGCGAGAGAUGGGGACCUGAUUGAGGCCCGGAUGCUUCUCGAGUUCAACCCAAGCCUUGCCAAGUACUCCACUUUCAGUGGCCUUAAUUCCCCUCUCCAUUUCGCUGCUGCGAAGGGCCAUUGCGAGAUUGUGACGCUGUUGCUUGAGAAUGCGAAUGUGAAUUCCAGGAACUAUUGUGGCCAGACUGCGUUGAUGCAAGCUUGCCGAUAUGGGCAUUGGGAGGUAGUUCAGACUCUACUGCUCUACAGAAGUAAUGUAAUGAGAGCAGAUUAUCUGAGUGGUAGAACAGCUCUGCACUUUGCUGCAGUGGAAGGGCACAUUCGAUGCAUUUUGGCUAUUGGUUGCGAUUUCAUUCCUAGUGCGCCAUUUGACUCGGCUGCAGAUGGCGACAAAGGUGUUGUCCAGAGAACCAGCCCUGAUUCCUCUGCGCUAGUAAGAUUUAUCAAUAAGGUUGCUGAUGGUGGCACUACGACCCUCCAUAUGGCUGCAUUGAAUGGGUACUUCGAUUGUAUGCAACUCCUACUUGAUCUACAUGCUGAUGACUUAGUGGUGACCUUCCAUUAUGGCUCUAGCUUGGUGCAUUAUGCAGCAUGUGGAGGAACUCUUAAAUGCUGCCAGCUUGGUGCAUCGUGUGAAGGUGUUGUCGUUCAUUCAUGUGCACGCAUGCAACAUCUUGAUGUGGACGUGUGCAUGCUCAUCGCUCUCAUAAAUAUGUACUCCAAGUGUGGCUGUGUUGAUCAAGCUGUUGAAGUCUUUUGUUCCAUCGAAUGGAGAUGGAGACUAUGUGCUAUUGUAAUCAUUGCUGAUACAUGUAUAUCAACUGCUUGGUGGAAGUUGAACAUGUAUAUCAGAAGCCAAGUUUUUGUAGCCUGCAAGAUUGAAAUUCAGGAAUUCUGUAAUCUGUAUGGAGACACUGAGAAUGUUUCUCCGGGGAAUGCAACCGGCCGGGGAGGGGCUGGCAGCGGCAGGGGAGGAAUUAAACUCAAGCUUGUUGCUGCAAUGCUCUUUUUCUUAGAAUAUAACUAUGACGAUGGUGUGCUGGUGGCAUUAGGCGAGAAGGGCUUCACUGUAGCGACGACGACGAUGAUGUUGCCGGUGGCGUCAGGCGAGACUGGACGGUGA